Molecule: messenger RNA, 3687 nt
Organism: Phasianus colchicus (ring-necked pheasant)
Lineage: Eukaryota; Metazoa; Chordata; Aves; Galliformes; Phasianidae
Source: RefSeq, a predicted model, not a curated record
AUGGAGCGCUUCCUGGGCUUCGUCAAGCAGAUACGGAGGUCGAGGAGGAGAAAAGGCAAAAAGUACCGCCCGGAGGAGGAUUACCAUGAGGGCUAUGAGGAUGUCUAUUAUUACGCCUCUGAACAUUUUCGAAAUGAGAGUCCUUACACAAAGUCUGCAAACCAGACAAGGACACCUGAUGGAGCACUGUCUGUGAGGAGACAGAGUAUUCCAGAGGAAUUCAAGGGCUCGACGAUAGUUGAAUUAAUGAAAAAAGAAGGCACUACCCUAGGGCUUACAGUAUCAGGUGGAAUCGACAAGGAUGGGAAACCAAGAGUAUCUAAUCUUCGUCAAGGAGGAAUCGCUGCUAGGAGUGACCAGCUGGAUGUAGGUGACUACAUCAAAUCUGUGAAUGGCAUCAACCUGACCAAAUUUCGCCAUGAUGAGAUCAUCAGUCUGCUGAAGAAUGUUGGCGAGAGGGUUGUUUUAGAAGUGGAGUAUGAGCUCCCUCCGGUCUCUGUACAAGGCACAGGUGUCAUCUUCAGAACUGUGGAAGUUACUUUACAUAAAGAGGGGAACACUUUUGGGUUUGUAAUAAGAGGUGGAGCACAUGAUGACAGAAAUAAAUCUCGUCCUGUUGUAAUAACAUGUGUUAGACCCGGAGGGCCUGCUGACAGAGAGGGCACAAUCAAACCUGGGGACAGAUUACUGAGUGUUGAUGGAAUCCGACUGCUUGGAACAACACAUGCUGAAGCUAUGAGUAUUCUCAAACAAUGUGGACAAGAGGCGACUCUGCUGGUGGAAUAUGAUGUUUCAGUAAUGGAUUCAGUUUCAACAGCAUCUGGACCACUGCUUGUUGAAGUUGCCAAAACUCCAGGUGCUGCUCUUGGGGUUGCACUGUCCACUUCGAUGUGCUGCAACAAACAGGUCAUUGUCAUAGACAAAAUCAAAUCUGCAAGUAUUGCAGACAGAUGUGGUGCAUUACACGUAGGAGACCAUAUUCUGUCCAUUGAUGGCACCAGCAUGGAGUACUGUACUCUGGCAGAAGCAACGCAGUUUCUUGCUAAUGCAGCGGAUAAUGUGAAACUUGAGAUCCUUCCUCACCACCAGACACGGCUAGCACUGAAAGGCCCAGAGCAUGUGAAGGUUCAAAGAAGCAACAGGCAACAUACCUGGGAUUCGUGUGCCAACAGCCACAGCAGUCUUCUCACCUACCACCAUUAUAACACCUACCACCCUGACCAUUGCAGGAUGCCAGCAUUGAAAUUCCAGAAAACGUCUCCUCAAAAAAGCCUUCCAGCUUUGGUGUCUUCAUCCUUCUCUCCUACCUCCAUGAGUGCAUACAGCCUGAGUUCCCUGAACAUGGGGACCUUACCUCGCAGCCUCUACUCCACCAGCCCACGUGGGACAAUGAUGAGGCGGAGGAUGAAAAAGAAGGACUUCAAAAGCUCCUUGUCUUUAGCCUCUAGCACUGUUGGUUUGGCUGGGCAGGUCGUCCACACAGAAACCACAGAAGUAGUGCUGACAGCUGACCCCGUAGUAGGGUUUGGAAUACAGCUCCAGGGUAGCGUGUUUGCUACUGAGACCUUGUCUUCUCCUCCUCUCAUUUCCUAUAUCGAGUCUGACAGUCCAGCAGAAAGAUGUGGGGUCCUGCAAAUUGGAGACAGAAUAGUGGCAAUAAAUGGUAUCCCAACAGAAGACAGCACUUUUGAUGAGGCCAAUCAACUGCUCAGAGACUCCUCCAUCACCAACAAGGUCACUUUGGAAAUAGAAUUUGAUGUUGCAGAAUCAGUUAUACCAAGCAGUGGAACAUUUCAUGUAAAACUACCAAAGAAGCAUAAUGUGGAACUUGGCAUCACCAUCAGUUCUCCAUCCAGUAGAAAACCAGGGGACCCUCUAGUUAUUUCUGAUAUCAAGAAAGGAAGUGUUGCUCACAGAACUGGGACACUAGAACUGGGUGAUAAGUUGCUUGCAAUAGAUAACAUCCGACUCGACAAUUGCUCAAUGGAAGAUGCUGUUCAGAUCCUUCAGCACUGUGAGGACCUUGUAAAGUUAAAGAUCCGCAAAGAUGAAGAUAAUUCUGAUGAGCAGGAGAGUUCAGGAGCAAUUAUUUAUACUGUUGAGCUCAAGCGCUAUGGUGGACCUCUUGGAAUUACAAUCUCUGGUACAGAAGAGCCUUUUGAUCCCAUAAUCAUUUCCAGCCUUACAAAAGGAGGAUUAGCUGAAAGAACUGGGGCAAUCCACAUAGGAGACAGAAUCCUAGCAAUAAAUAGUAGCAGCCUGAAAGGAAAGCCUUUGAGUGAAGCCAUUCAUUUAUUACAGAUGGCAGGAGAAACUGUCACCUUGAAAAUCAAGAAGCAGACAGAUGCUACCAGUCCCAAGAAAUUCUCUGUCCCUGUGGGUCAUGUAACUGAACUGAGUGAUGCUGAAGAUGAAACCUCUGCUGUACAGAAAUCUGGCAAACUCUCAGACAUCUAUUCUGCUACAGUCCCCAGUGUUGACAGCGCGGUAGAGUCAUGGGAUGGCUCUGGUAUUGAUACCAGCUUUGGAAAUCAAGGACCCAGCUAUCAGGCUUCAGGAUACAACUUCAAUGCCUAUGAAUGGAGGAGUCCUAAACAGAGGGGCAGUUUGUCCCCUCCAAGCAGACCACGAAACCACCCAUUUCAUGACACAGUACUGAGUGAUGAUGAAUGGGACCGACCUACACCAAGCAGCACAGCUUCCAAGAACAUGUGGCAACAGAAGGAGACUGAGACAUUGGGAGAGAAUCAAGAAAAUCACUUAAAGCAAACUUCUGUAGAAAGAGCAGGGGGAGAGAGCAUCAGGAGCAUGAAGAAAGAGGGCAAGCUGUGGAAAAGUGCCUCUGGUGGGCAGAGGAAAGGUGGGGGACAGCUGGAAGAGUGGAAUACUUCCAGCUUCGCAGGUACCCAUGAUAACACCGAGGCUGACCAGGAGGAAAACUUCUGGUCUCAGGCUCUGGAGGAUUUAGAGACCUGUGGCCAGUCAGGAAUUCUGAGGGAACUAGAGGACAAGGCUGACAGGCGUCUGUGUUUGAGAAACAUGACUCUCUUGGCCACAAUUAUGUCAGGAAGUACACUGAGUUUGAAUCAUGAAAACCCACAGCCUCGUAGCCAGCUGGGAAGACAAGCCAGCUUCCAGGAAAGAAGCACUGUAAGGCCACAUUACAGUCAAGCUUCUCGUAGCAACACAUUGCCAUCAGAUGUGGGGAGAAAGUCCAUGGUUAUGAGAAAAAUUAAGCAAGAAAUGAAAGAAAUCAUGUCACCAACUCCUGUGGAGUUACACAAGGUAACUUUGUACAAGGACUCUGAUGGAGAAGACUUUGGGUUCAGUGUCUCAGAUGGUUUAUUGGAAAAAGGAGUGUAUGUUAAAAACAUUCGACCAGCUGGCCCUGGUGAUCUGGGUGGUUUGAAACCAUAUGACAGACUCCUACAGGUAAAUCAUGUUCGUACCAGGGACUUUGACUGCUGUCUGGUUGUGCCCCUGAUCGCAGAAUCUGGCAAUAAGCUGGAACUGGUCAUCAGCAGAAACCCACUGGCAUCUCAGAAAGGAAGCUCAGACCAACAGCCUUCAGCGAGCGGGGAGUGGAGCAAUCAGAAUAAUGCCUUUCUUCAACAGACCGAGCAUGGUAACAUGAAUACAGAGACACGGGAUCCCACAAAUACAUUAUAGCAGAAAAUCAUUUUAGUG